AUAAAACGUUUUCCGGUGUUGCGUAAGGAGGACACUAACAUCAGUAGGGUGUAAACUGACCAACCUUGAGGAACCGAUAUGUCCGGAGUUGUGGUUAAACGAAUUCUAGGUCAAACAAGCAUUUGCAGAAAAUGUCUGUUUUUAAAUCUUUCCCGUAACAUACAGAAUGUAGGAUCAUCCAAAGUUUCUGCUGUUAAUCUUGCAUAUGACUACCAAGAAACACCCAAUGAUUACGAUGUCCUCCCCCCAUUGAUCAUAAUGCAUGGGUUAAUGGGUUCUUCUUCGAACUGGGCCACCAUAUCCAAGGUGCUGGCGAACACUGAUAGAAAGGUACCAUUGGCCAGAAAAUACCCCUCUCGGAAAAUACCAGUGAUAAUAAGAUUAGAUGCUCGUAAUCAUGGUAAUAGCCCACACAGUGAAGAUAUGUCUUAUGAAGCAAUGUCCUAUGAUGUGCUGAAGGUGAUGGAUAACAUGAAGAUCGAGAAAGCCUGUCUGAUGGGCCACAGUAUGGGAGGGAAAGCUUUCAUGACAACAGCACUGCUACAUCCAGAGAGGGUUUCAAGCUUAAUUGUGGUGGAUGUUUCACCCACCCUUAGUCCCGGUGCCAAAUACUUCCCGAGUUACCUACAAUGUAUGUUAAAGAUCAGCUCACAACUACCAGAGAUGGAAGGAGUACCCCUCACAAAAGCCAGAAACAUGGUUGUAGAGGCACUGGAGGAGGUAGAAGAGCACCUGGGUGUUCGGCAGUUUCUGGCAGCAAACCUUAUCCAGGUGGAUGGAAAGCUGAAAUGGAGAGUGAAUCUGGAUGCAAUUAUCAAUAAUUAUCAGGAUUUGGCCAGUUUUCCCAAGUUUGACACAAAGUAUGAGGGACCUACCCUGUUUGUGGGUGGAGAGAAGUCUGAGUAUAUUAGCCCAAGCACAACGCCAGACAUCAUGAAUCUCUUUCCCAAUGCUUUUAUUGUACACAUACCAAGGGCAGGUCACUGGGUGCACUCAGACAAUCCAUUUGAGUUCCUGGAAUGUGUUAUAGGAUUUCUGAAUGCUGAAGCUGAGGGACAAUUAUAUAAAAAUGUGCCAAGCUAAUCUAAUGAACCAAAUUUUAGUCAUAAUUUCUUUGAUGUUUUUAUCAUUCAGUGGAAUCAGUGCUAUUAAGUUUUUAAGAUUACAAAUGGAAAAAAUAAA
Molecule: messenger RNA, 1182 nt
Organism: Magallana angulata
Lineage: Eukaryota; Metazoa; Mollusca; Bivalvia; Ostreida; Ostreidae
Product: protein ABHD11-like
Exons: 6
Coding region: 79-1083 (334 amino acids)
Cellular component (GO): mitochondrion
Molecular function (GO): catalytic activity
Source: RefSeq, a predicted model, not a curated record